CGGUCCCGCGAGCGUGCUGUCUCCUCGCGAGAAGCGGGCGGCUGGGGGCGUCUGCGCGGACAAACGGAAGUGUGGGUGACAGUCUGAGACCUCGCCGCCAAGCUGGGAACCGGAGAGAUGGCCGAGACUGACCCCAAGACCGUGCAGGACCUCACCUCGGUGGUGCAGACGCUCCUGCAGCAAAUGCAAGAUAAAUUUCAGACCAUGUCCGACCAGAUCAUUGGAAGAAUUGAUGAUAUGAGUAGUCGCAUUGAUGAUCUAGAGAAAAACAUCGCAGACCUCAUGACACAGGCUGGGGUGGAAGAACUGGAAGGCGAAAACAAGAUACCUGCCACACAAAAGAGUUGAAGGUUGCUAAUUACCCUGAAAUCUGGAACACCAUUUUUCCAAGCCAAGAGAAGACUGAAUGGCUUUUUGCAACUAACUACUAAGUGUAGACAGGUUUUAUAUUAUAGUGCAUUCUUAUCACAUACUAUAUAGUGAGUUUUUAGAGUGAUUUUUCUCCCCAGUUUCUCAAACAUGGUAUCUUCACACCUUGGAAGUUGGUCAGUUGUGCUCUUAAUUAUUAAACACUAAAAUUUUGGCGGUUCCUGCAUAAAAUUGUCAAAUUUUUUAGUGCAUUUUUGUGAAGUCAUUUUUUUCCUGCCAUUCUUUUGUAGUAGUUGCUGUUUGAUAAAAGUUGAUGUAUAAUUUUUUAUUAGAUAAGUAGUAAAUCCUUUAACGAUUGUUGGACUUGGUGAAGUAAAACAUUUGUAGAGUUCAGAUUCUUUCAUUUUUAGCACAAAGUGACUGUUGUGCUAACACCAAAUAAUGUGUUGGCAAUACUUUCCAAAUGGCUAAAAGUUGUUUAUUCAGAAAUGUCUGUCACUACUUUGUUGCCAAAACUCAGAAUUGAACUGCAACUUAUGACUAGUCUGUGAGAUCAGAUGCUAAAGUCAGUGAAAAGUAACCACUGCCACUGUACUGCAUUAGCAUUUUUAAUACAGGAAAUACCGAAUAGCCUGAUAUAAGGAGGCAUUCAUUUGUUAGAGUUUUGCAUGAGAUUCUAUACUUCAGUAGGCCUCUCUCUAGUUGUUCAUCCACAAUGGUUACCACAAAAAAAAAGGCAGGAUUUUAAACUCAAUUUUUCCAUCCUUUCUUUGAGCUACUAGUUGAAGAAAAGGGAAAGGAGAGAGUACUGGCUGAGACUGUACCAGUCACUUGGCUGGAACGUGCGUGAGCGGUAGUAGGCUCAGGAUUUUGAACUGUUCCUUACCUAAAUCCUCAUAGAGUAAUAAUUUUUGUUACUGAUUGUAAAAGAUAUUUGCCAUUCAGAAACGCAGUGACAGGAGUGCUGAACCUAGAGGCCCAUGUUGAUGAGCGGGGAGGCAGUCCCUGUGAUUGUCACCAGAGUGAUUUCCUACAGCCAACUCUGGAAUGCCUGGAAAUGCCUCGAGGGAGACCAGUGAAAGCAGCAGGGUUUAGGUCUCCAUGUCACCAGUCUCGUUUGUAUUGCAAAUAUAUAAUAUUAAGAAAUAUUUUGUCUUAUUUAUAGAAUAUAUGGGGAACACAGUCAGAUUCUGUAACAAAGCCACCAGGAUGUCGGCCGGCUGCAGCAGCUCUGAGCUGGGGCCAGCAGCAGGUUCUGCAGGGUAGCUGGGUGUGCGUUGUCCCGACGGGGCCAGCUGCGGCCUGCGUGCGGAACGUGUUCAGGGCUUCUGAGGGCAGUAGAAAGGGCAGGCUGCUGGCUGUUGGAGGAUGGCGGGGACUUGGGGAGGAGUUACUUCCUCCAGGUAACAUUUCAGAGGCCAAAAAUAAAGGUGCCUAAAAUCCUGCUA
This is a messenger RNA of Sciurus carolinensis (gray squirrel), 1817 nucleotides long. It is a transcript of the gene Hsbp1, whose product is annotated as heat shock factor binding protein 1. NCBI's taxonomy places the organism in Eukaryota, Metazoa, Chordata, Mammalia, Rodentia, Sciuridae. The coding region runs from base 118 to 348 and encodes 76 amino acids. The record is from RefSeq and is a predicted model, not a curated record. The transcript has 4 exons. Gene Ontology annotation, cellular component: cytosol; nucleus. Gene Ontology annotation, biological process: cellular heat acclimation. Gene Ontology annotation, molecular function: transcription corepressor activity.